Helicoverpa zea (corn earworm) is the source of this 1420-nucleotide messenger RNA. RefSeq names its product protein tilB (gene tilB). The transcript has a single exon. Gene Ontology annotation, molecular function: protein binding. Gene Ontology annotation, cellular component: cytoplasm. The record is from RefSeq and is a predicted model, not a curated record. Gene Ontology annotation, biological process: outer dynein arm assembly. Bases 1 to 1296 code for a protein of 431 amino acids. Lineage: Eukaryota; Metazoa; Arthropoda; Insecta; Lepidoptera; Noctuidae.
AUGGUACGAAUAACUGUGGAUAUGGUGCGUAAAAAGGCUGAGCAUCAUGAUUGCCUACUAGCCCCACUGGAAGAGAUAGCUUUACAUCAAGAGAACAUCGAAAAAGUAGAAUUUAUACAGGAUUGGUGCCCUAAACUCAAAAUACUGUUAAUGCAAAGUAACCUUAUCGCCAAGAUUGAAAACUUUAACAAGCUGAAACAUCUUGUUUAUUUAAACUUGGCUCUCAACAAUAUCGAAGUCAUUGAAAACUUGGAGAGGUGUGAAUCCUUAGAGAAAUUAGAUCUGACUCUGAAUUUUAUAGGAGAAAUCGUAAGCGUUGAAAGUCUUACAGGUAAUUAUAACUUAUCAAACUUAUACCUGACAGGAAACCCUUGUACUGACUAUGACAAUUACCGAGAUUUCGUAAUAGGUACUUUGCCACAACUGAACUAUCUUGAUGGCAAUGACAUCGACAGGUCUGAAAGAAUCAAAGCAUUGCAGAACCUACCAAUGAUAAGGUCAGACAUACUUUUUGAGCAAGAAAACUAUAGACACAAGAGAGCAAAACAGAAAACCCGCUUGGAAAGAGACAUACAAAGCAAAUGGGAUAAUGAAUACAAAGACUUGGACCCAGAGGAACGAAACAAAAGAUUUUGGGCAGAAAAAUGCGAACACGCCCCUGAAGUGCGCCAUGAAAUAGAAAAAAUGCGUCAGCUGAAACUCAAAAGUUAUGAAACUGAGGAAAAAAAGGAGGAAAAACGAGUGUACAAGUUUUUUGCACCAGACGGUAGGCCAUACAAUAUAAACCAAGCUAAAAUAGACUUUCUAUUCAAUGCCGACGAUCCUGAGAAAUAUAUUUUGGAUUUAGCAGUGUAUAAGUAUAUGGAUUCUAAUCUUGUUGAUGUGGACGUCCAGCCAAACUACGUUAGAGUCAUGAUUAAGGAUAAAAUAUUCCAACUCCAUCUACCGGUCGAGGUCGACACUACUAACUCUACUGCGAAGCGAUCACAGAUCACGGGCCACUUGCUUGUAACGAUUCCGAAAGCUAACGCGGUUAUUAAAAAACCUGUGGACGCCAAAAAAGAAAUAAAAGACGCUCAAGUACACUCUGAUCACAAACCAAAGGAUUGCCAUGAACAUUAUGGUCAAACAAAGAGAGAAUAUUUAGAAAUAGGCCCAGCUGACAAUGUUUUAGAUUUUACUAAAAUGACUCAACCCAGACCUGCGCCUCAAUAUAUUGAUUCCAGAAUGAAAUUAAGUGGAAAGCAACCUUCACCAGACUUUGUUGAUAACCCAGAUGUUCCUGACCUUAUUUAAGAAUUAUUAGAUAAAAACUCUGUCUAGAAGUGGAAUUGGAAACAAAUUGGCAUUUUAGUUUAAAUAUUUUAUUUUAAUAAAGUAAUAGAGCACCAAUUGGAACAGAUUCAUUGCAGGUAAUACA